AGGCUUCAAAUCAGGAAGUAACUAAGAGAUUAACAAGGAAGUAUAUGAAAGAGAAACACCCUGGAAACUUGAACAAGUAGAGGGUGGAUGACCCAGGCUCUGCUGCCAACAUCUGGAAUCCAGUUGGGACCUGGAUUUGCUGGGGACACCAGCCAGGGAGAGAGGACCAUGUGGGUGCCUCCAGCUCUACUCCUCCUCUGCCUCCCAGGUUGUUUUUCCCUGAGGGGCCCCAGCUUUGUGACGGGCACCACGGGGGGCUCUCUGACUGUGCAAUGUCUGUACGAGGAGGAGUACGAGGAGAAUAAAAAGUACUGGUGUCAAGGACAGCAUGACACAGAUUGUAACACCGUUGUGGAGACCAACGGAAGAGAGACAGAAGGAAGGAGUGGCCGCGUGUCGAUCAGAGACAGCCCUUAUGCACGCGCCUUCACAGUGACCAUGACGAACCUCAACGCAGCUGAUGCCGGGUCCUACUGGUGUAAAAUUCAGACAUCAUGGAUCUUCGACUCAUGGUCACGUGAUCCCUCGUUCCAGGUGCAGGUGUCUGUUAACCCAGCACCACGUACAACCACAAGAGCAACCACGCUUCCAGCCACAUCUCUCACUCUCCCGGAGGUGAUCUCCAGUCAGAACUUCACCAACCAAGUAUUGACCCACUGCCCAGGGUAAGGGCCCAAGACCUGGAGGCCAUGGAGGAGGACGUCAGCAGCCUAAUGGGAACCUGGGCCGGGGGCUGGCAGCAUAUCAUGUCCUUUGUACCUCACUGUCUGUUGGGCCUUUCUCCAACUCUGGUUCGGAUUCUUACAUGGGGAUUCAUGUUCUGUGAAUACUCUCCCCUGUGGGGCGCAGCAGGGGCACAGAUGGAGGCUGGUUUCAGGGAUGUGCAGCCCCUCCUCGCCUCCCCCCUCUGCUUUCCCAACCCAUUCUGGACUCAAAAUCCUGGUUCUGUGGUCUCUCACCUGGGCUCGCUUCCAAAGAAAGGUCUUUGCUCUACCAGAGAUCCUUCUCCCGCCAGCUGCUUGUGGGUCUGUGGGGAGAUGGGCAGGCUCCAGGCUGGACUCUGAAUCCAUGCUCUUCCUCUCAAAGAUAUUCAAAGGAG
Hipposideros armiger (great roundleaf bat) is the source of this 1099-nucleotide messenger RNA. It is a transcript of the gene CD300E, whose product is annotated as CD300e molecule. Lineage: Eukaryota; Metazoa; Chordata; Mammalia; Chiroptera; Hipposideridae. The transcript is spliced from 3 exons. Gene Ontology annotation, cellular component: plasma membrane. The coding region runs from base 88 to 669 and encodes 193 amino acids. The record is from RefSeq and is a predicted model, not a curated record. Gene Ontology annotation, molecular function: transmembrane signaling receptor activity.